AAAUGAAAGUGAAACUCUGGAGCAGUCUGUGCUCACAAUGGCAUCUAGUGAACAAACUGUAGAGGUUAUGGAGGAAUUUAUUUGUCCAAUUUGCCUUGAAUUGUUAAAUGUUCCAGUGACACUGGAGUGUGGACAUAAUUUCUGCAGGUCUUGUAUCGACAGAGCUUGGAACAGUGAGAAACAACCUUCCUGUCCUGAGUGCAGAGAGGAUUUCACAGCCAGGAAAUAUGCAGUGAACAGACUGCUAGCAAAUGCAAUUCAGAAGGUGCAAAUACAGUGUCAGAAAGGACAAAGACCAGACCCACAACAGAAAAAAGGAGAUGAGCUCUGUAGAGAACAUGAAGAAAGCCUGAAACUAUUCUGUGAAGAUGAUGAGAGUUUGGCUUGCCUGAUGUGUGUUCCAGAACAUCGUGGUCACAACUUCCUAACAGUGCAGAAAGCAGUUAACAAGUACAAGGACAAUCUGGUAACUUCCUUGUCUCAGUUGCAGUCCAAGCUGAGAGGGUAUAAUGAAAAAAAGUGCCAGCAAGAAAUGAAGAUAUCAGAAGUCACAGCCAGUGCCAGAAGUUUACAAUUGCACAUUACUUCAGAAUUUGCCAAGCUUCAUGAGUUUCUCCAGCAUAAGGAAGAAAAACUGAUUCAACAGCUGAAGGAGGAAGAAAUAGGAAUUGUGAGACAGAUGGAGGAAAACCUGAGUAAACUAAAUGAGACCAUUAAUGCCAUUCAGAAAUCAAUGUCUAAUAUUCAGCUACAGCUGCAGCAACAGGAUGAACUGACUUUUUUAAAGGAAAUCAAGACAUUCCUAGAAAGAUUUUCAAAAGACCAGGCAGAAAGUGAAAGCCAAAGUGUUGUGGUCCACAAUCUGAGUCUAGGGGUAUACAGAGGACCCCUGCAGUAUGAUGUGUGGAAGGAGAUGACGUCCAUCCUUAACCCUAAUGUCUUCAAUCUUUUCUUGGAUCCUGAGACAGCACAUCCUAAUCUCAUUUUGUCUAAGGACCUGACUGUUGUGAGAUGUGGGGACAUUAGACAACAGCUCCCUGACAAUCCUAAGAGGUUUGAUUCCAAUGUCUCUGUGCUGGGAUCACAGGGAUUUACAUUAGGAAAACACUACUGGGAGGUGGUGGUAAGGAACAAGACUGAAUGGGAUGUGGGUGUUGCCAGAGAGUCCAUCAACAGGAAAGGGAGGCUCAGAUUGUCCUCCAAGAAUGGAUACUGGGCUGUGUGUCUGAGGAGUGAAAAUAUAUAUAAGGCAUGUGAAUCACCAUCCAAGCUUCUCAGCCUAAGUGUGAAACCCCAGAGGAUUGGCAUCUACCUGGACUAUGAGGGGGGGCAGGUGUCAUUUUAUAAUGCUGAUAACAUGAACCACAUCUACACCUUCUCUGAUACCUUCACUGAGGGACUCUACCCUUUCUUCUCUCCUGAUCUUGAUGGAGGGCCCCUAAAGCUGUUUCACAUAAAUGUAUAAUUGAAAUUGGAACGCUGUAAUAUGCUGACACAAGUUGUACCAUGGAGUGUAGAUUUAUAAAUUCAUCAGAAAUAAUGAAGAAUGAAAGAAAAAUGUAAACACUUUUAUUGAAUGAUUUUGUUAUUAUGCGUAGAUUGCAAAAAAUAGCAAGUCUGAAGUAAUAAAACUAAGGACAAAGUGCCUUUUCAGGAGAUGCUCCUGUUACACAAGUGUACUGUUUAGGGGUUUAAUAAAGUUUUAUGUUAAUGUAAGCCAAAGGUCUGAAACUGAAUUUAGGAUCUGCACAUUAAAGUUGAUGUGUUCACAUGA
Messenger RNA from Protopterus annectens (West African lungfish), 1774 nucleotides. Its product is annotated as zinc-binding protein A33-like. The transcript is spliced from 6 exons. Lineage: Eukaryota; Metazoa; Chordata; Ceratodontiformes; Protopteridae. Bases 38 to 1465 code for a protein of 475 amino acids. Gene Ontology annotation, molecular function: protein binding; zinc ion binding. The record is from RefSeq and is a predicted model, not a curated record.